AUGAUGGGUAGUUCCAAUGCUAAAGUAAUUGCUCCAUUCGAUUACCGAUUACCGAUUACCGAUUUCUUUUCUCUGCUUCUCCUUUUCUAUCUUGCUUAUUUUGUUCCAAGCCCGACAAUAUUCCACUUCAAGCUGGAUAAAAAAGCAACCUUUUAUUAUGGCGAUGGUGAUGGUAUAUUGACGGAUGAGAAUGGAAAUAAAAUUAUUGAAUACCAGAUGGAGAUUGACGAUGACCAAUAUCCUCUGACUUCAAUAACUACUUUUACCCCAUAUCAAUCUCAAAUCUUCAGAGAGAUUACUAAAAAUUAUUUGGCCAACUGCGUUUUUACCGAUGAGUCGGUUUUUAACAUCAACUUGAAGCGCAGUAUGCCAUGGGAAACGGUAGAAGAGGCACCAAUAGUAGAAGUUCCUAAAACAAGAGCAGAAUCGCAUACUAUCGUAGGAGCUAUAUCUCACUUAAGUGUGAUAAGCGUAGAUUUGAGGACCCAAAGGGUUCAUUGCUUCAUAAAGAAAAUGGCUAGAAAUUAUAUUGAAGCUCAUGGCUAUAGCUGCGUUUAUCUCCAGCCAUAUUCACCUGAACUCAAUCCCAUUGAGAAAUUUUGGCUAGUAUACAAGAGUAAAGUAAAGAGAGAAGCGCUCUUGGAAGAGGGGAAGAAUUGUCUUCAAAAAUCAGAGAAGCUUGCAACAAAGUGCUUACUAUGGACCUACAAGGCUUUUGCAUAUCUUCAUAACAAAAUCCGAAGAUUGUUUAAACAGAAAACUGCUUUAAUGAACGCCAAUGCACGAUUUUUUUAUCAAGUGUGCGAAUGA
Molecule: messenger RNA, 810 nt
Organism: Phycomyces blakesleeanus NRRL 1555(-)
Lineage: Eukaryota; Fungi; Mucoromycota; Mucoromycetes; Mucorales; Phycomycetaceae
Exons: 6
Coding region: 1-810 (269 amino acids)
Molecular function (GO): nucleic acid binding
Source: RefSeq, a predicted model, not a curated record